Camelus dromedarius (Arabian camel) is the source of this 2720-nucleotide messenger RNA. It is a transcript of the gene CAST, whose product is annotated as calpastatin. The coding region runs from base 140 to 2530 and encodes 796 amino acids. The record is from RefSeq and is a predicted model, not a curated record. NCBI's taxonomy places the organism in Eukaryota, Metazoa, Chordata, Mammalia, Artiodactyla, Camelidae. The transcript is spliced from 32 exons. Gene Ontology annotation, molecular function: calcium-dependent cysteine-type endopeptidase inhibitor activity. Gene Ontology annotation, cellular component: cytoplasm.
CGGAAAAGCUGCCUCACGGGCGCACCCGCCGGCCCCUCCGCUCCCUCCCUCCUUCCCUCCCUCCCAGCACUCCCUGCCUGGCCCUCCCUUCCAGUCUCCGCUACGCCUUCCCAGAGGCAGCGGUUGCCGCAGCCUCGCCAUGUCCCAGCCGGGCCAGAAGCCCGCGGCCUCCCCGAGACCCCGGCGCGCUGCGGCGGCCCGCCACACCCAGGAGCAUGCCCAUGGAAAAACCAGCGGAUCGCCUUCCAAGACAGGAGAAAAGAAAGGAUCGGAUGAGAAAAAAACAACCAGCCUCGGGGACAGUCAGCCCUCCAGAACCCAUGCUGGUGAAACAGCCCUGGCCACCAAGGUAUCAACUUCCUCUGCUUCAACCAGCAAGUCUUCCAGUAUGAAUCCCACAGGAACCAAGGCCAUACCAGUCAGCAAACAACUGGAAGGACAGCAGUCUCCUAAAAAGAAAAGGCACAAAAAACAGGCUGUAAAAACAGAACUUGAGAAGAAGUCACAAUCAGCUAAGCCAUCUGCGGUUCAUGAGAAAAAAGCCGAAGAAGUAAAGCCAAAGGAACACACAGAGCCAAAAAGCCUACCUAAGCACUCAUCAGAGACAGGAAGCAAGAAGCAUGCUCAUAAGGAAAAAGCAGUUUCCAGAUCAAGCGAGCAGCCCACAUCAGAGAAAUCAACAAAACCACAGACUAAAUCACUGGACACAGUUUCCGAUGGUGGAAAGAGUGCAGUUGCUGGUGUAGCUGCAGCAUCUGGCAAACCAGCUGACAAGAGUAAAGAAAAUAAAUCAUUAACGUCAGCUGUACCAGUUGAAUCCAAACCAAGUAAACCACCUGGAAAGUCAGGCAUGGAUACUGCUUUGGAUGACUUAAUAGACACUUUAGGAGAACCUGAAAGAACUGAAGAAGAUAAUACAACGUAUACUGGACCUGAAGUUUUGGAUCCAAUGAGUUCUACCUACAUAGAGGAAUUGGGUAAAAGAGAAGUCACACUUCCUCCAAAAUAUAGGGAACUUCUGAAUAAAAAAGGGAUCACAGGGCCUCCUCCAGACUCUUCGAAACCCCUGGGGCCUGAUGAUGCCAUAGAUGCCUUGUCAUCUGACUUCACCUGCAGCUCUCCUGCCGAGGAUGGAAAGAAAACUGAGAAGGAGAAACCUACAGGAGAGGUUUUAAAAGCUCAGUCAGCGGGGAUAAUCCAAAGUGCUGCUCCACCCCACGAGAAAAAGAGAAAGGUGGAGGAGGACACAAUGAGUGAUCAAGCACUGGAAGCUCUGUCAGCUUCGCUGGGCACCCGGAAGCCAGAACCUGAGCUGGACCUCAGCUCCAUUAAGGAAGUGGACGAGGCAAAAGCCAAAGAAGAGAAACUAAAGAAGUGUGGUGAAGAUGACGAAACAGUUCCUUCGGAGUACAGAUUAAAACCAGCCACGGAUAAAGAUGGAAAACCACUCCUUCCAGAGCCUGAAGAAAAACCCAAGCUCCUGAGUGAAUCAGAACUCAUUGAUGAACUUUCAGAAGAUUUUGACCCAUCUAAGUGUAAAGAAAAACAACCUAAGCCAACUGAAAAAACAGAAGAACCUCAGGCUGCGGGCCCUGCUCCCGUGGGAGAGGCUGUGCCUCGGACCUCCCUUUGCAGUGUGCAGUCGGCACCACCCAAGCCAGCUGCCUCGAAGGGCAUGGUGCCAGAGGACGCAGUGGAAGCCUUGGCUGGCAGCCUGGGGAAAAAAGCAGCAGAGCCAGAAGAUGGAAAGCCUGUGGAGGAUAAAGUCAAGGAGAAAGCCAAAGAAGAGGAUCGUGAAAAACUUGGUGAAAAGGAAGAAACCAUUCCCCCUGAUUACAGAUUAGAAGAGGCCAAGGAUAAAGAUGGAAAACCACUCCUGCCAAAAGAGCCCAAGGAACCGCUUCCACCCUUGAGUGAAGACUUUCUCCUUGAUGCUUUGUCUAAGGACUUCACCGGUCCCCCAAACACUUCAUCUCUUCAGUUUGAAGAUGCUAAACUUUCAGCUGCCGUCUCUGAAGUAGUUUCCCAAACCCCAGCUCCAACCACCCAGGCUGCAGGUCCACCCCCUGACACUCAGCAGAGUGACAACAAAGAAUUUGACGAUGCCCUGGAUCAACUUUCUGACAGUCUCGGGCAGAGACAGCCGGAUCCAGAUGAGAACAAACCAAUAGAGGAUAAAGUCAAGGAGAAAGCUAAAGCUGAACAUAGAGACAAGCUGGGAGAAAGAGAUGACACUAUCCCACCUGAAUACAGACAUCUCUUGGAGAAGGAUGAUGAGGACAAAUCAGCGAAACCACCUACAAAGAAGCCCGAGGCAUCAAAGAAACCUGCAGAAGCCCAAGACCCCAUUGAUGCCCUCUCAGGGGAUUUUGACAGCUGUUCCUCAACUACAGAAACCUCCCAGGACACAGCAAAGGACAAAAACAAGAAGACGGCUUCCCGCUCCAAAGCACCCAAGAAUGGGGGUAAAGCAAAGGACUCUGCAAAGGCAAAGGAGGAAACUUCCAAGCCAAAAUCUGAUGGAAAUUAAAGUUCACAUUAUUUGGUAUCUGCAUAAAAAAUCUUCAACUGGUAGAUGGUGACUUUUGAAGAACAAAAGGCUUUGACAACAGAAAAUUUUUCUGGGUGGCUUCUAGACAGUGGUCUUUAUUGAGUCUUUUGACAUCCUAAACACUGUUCAUUAUUCUUUUCUUGGAAAGAAACUGAAUUUGUCUGGUUCA